GGUGCUGCCAGCCCCGCCUGCCUCUGCGGCCAGCCUCGGCGGCUUGCCUCCGCCUGCCGGGGACGCAACUCAGAGCGGCGGCGAGCCCCGGCGGCGAGCACAGCUCGGCAGCCGCGCCAGGGCCGAGGUGCACUGGCUGGAUCGCAAAUGAAGUGCGAGAACUGCACCAAGAAGGAAUGCAGUAAAAAACAGAAGAAUGAUGAUACACGAAGUACAUCUGUCGAUGCAUUGAGUUCAGAUGGUAGUUUUGAAGAGAAAAAUGAGUUUCAUACAUUGGCUAAUGCUAAAAUAUUCCUUAGCGACUGCCUAGCUUGUGACAGUUGUAUGACAUCAGAAGAAGGAGCCAGAGUUUUCCAGCAGAAUCAGAAAGAGUUCUUUCGUAUUCUUAACCUUAAUAAGAAAUGUGAUACCUCAAAACACAAAGUGUUGGCAGUGUCAAUAUGCCCACAGUCAUUGCCUUAUUUUGCUGCUAAAUUCAACCUCUCUGUGAAUGAUGCAGCCAAGAGACUCUGUGGUUUCCUCAAAAGUCUUGGGGUGCAUUAUGUAUUUGACACCACUAUAGCUGCUGAUUUCAGUAUCCUGGAGAGCCAGAGGGAAUUUGUGCAGCGGUAUCAGCGGAGGAACCAGGAGGAGCAUGCCUUACCAAUGUUUGCCUCUGCUUGCCCUGGUUGGAUUCGGUACGCUGAAAGGGUUCUUACCAAUCUUGUGACCUCUCACAUUUGCACUGCAAAGUCUCCACAGCAGAUCAUGGGCUCCCUGGUAAAGGGCUACUUUGCCAGGCAGAAGAACUUGUCUCCUGAUAAAAUAUUCCAUGUGGUUGUGGCACCUUGUUAUGACAAAAAACUGGAAGCCUUGCGGGAGGAUUUCUACACUGCCUUGUAUAACUCACAAGAAGUUGAUUGUGUGCUGACAUCAGGUGAAAUUGUCCAGAUAAUGGACCAGAAAAGUGUGUCUAUGAAAGAUGUGACUGAAGUAGCUGUAGAUAGUUUGUUUGAUGAAAUAAAGGAGGGAGAUGUAGUAAGGCACGAAGGGAAGAGAUCUGAUGGUUAUCUGGAGCACAUUUUUAAACAUGCUGCAAAGGAGCUUUUUGGCAUGGAUGUCAAGGAAAUCACCUACAAAGCAUUAAAGAACAAGGACUUCCAAGAAGUUACCCUGGAAAAGGAUGGUGAGACUGUGCUACGUUUUGCAGCAGCUUAUGGCUUCAGAAAUAUCCAAAAUCUGGUUCUGAAGUUGAAAAAAGGAAAGUUUUUAUACCAUUUUGUUGAAGUCCUUGCUUGCCCAGGAGGAUGCUUAAAUGGAAAAGGUCAGGCACAAACUGAAGAUGGAAAACCAGAUAAAGCACUGCUUAACCAGAUGGAAGAAGUGUAUGCUGCAAUACCUGUUAGACUUCCAGAAACCAACCUCCACGUACAAAAGAUGUACCAGGACUGGCUGGAAGGCAUGGACUCCAAGAAGGCCCAGGAAACUUUGCACACCCAAUACAGCGCAGUAAAUCAAACAGCAAGCAACUUGGAUAUCAAAUGGUAAUAAAUCAAACUUGCAAAAGAUUUGCUUAGGUUAGUUACAGAUCCAGCACUGGAAACACUAUGCAAUUACAGCUGCUAUGCACUAGCUGAGUGUGUGAGUGAGGUGCUACCGGAUUGUGGGUGGUGAGUUGUGAAGAGCCCUUGCUUUGAAAAGCAAAAAGAGACAUCUCCCUCCAAAAGCCCUGCUUUUUUACCACAUAGUUUAACUUGUGUGGUUCAUUUCCUGCAUAUAAUGGAUUUCUUCAUUCAAAACCAUGAUCUUGCAAGGUAUGUCAGUGCUUUCUGCCUGAGGCUGAAGAGUUCCCUUCACAAAGUGGGCUCCCCCAAGACCACCUAGGUGUGCAGUCCCUUUCAUCAUGGGAAAGCAAUCACCAUGAAUUGCAGUACUGUUGCAGUUGUGAAGGGACUUGGGAUUUUAUUUGCCUCGUUGACAGAAAACCCUUCAGAGGGACAAGCAUGUACAUGGAGAAGUAUAAUGAAUUGAUGUAUACCUUCUGUCUAUAUUUUAACAAACUAUCCCAUUCCAGACUGAUUUUAUGUUCUGUAGGGAACAGGAUGCUUCAUGUAAACUGAACUUGGGAAACAAAAUGGUUAUAAUGCAGUCAGUCCUUGAAAGUAGUUCCAGGUAGGUUGGUUGGUACAUGAAGAAUAUUUUCUUUUCCUUCUAAGUUUGUUUGUUGGUUUUUUUUUAGAAACCAACAGCUAGGAAGGGUGCUGCUCCUUCCCUUUGUCUGGCGUCUUUGGGAGAGUGACACAUGUAUAUUGCUGUCACAUGAGCCACUGCUACUUUGCCAGAUAUGCUGGGCCAGACCUACAGCACUUGAAUGAAUCAAUGUUUUGGUACACGCAACAGCAGAUUGGUCUUUCAUGUAUCUAGCAAAAAUCACUUCAUGGAGUGCCUCUGAAUAAAGUACUUAGCAAUGCUUGUGAGCUCCUCCAAAGUCAUCAUACAGAGGCAUCAUUCAUUUUGAUGCACUUAGUUUUUUUUAAGGUACAGUGUGGAGGUUUCAUUAACAGGCAUCUUAGUGUUACUUACAUGCAGGCUUUUCUGCAACCCCGUGAGUUGCCAGAGGGUUAAAGAAUGUGACGUACAACCCCAAAAAACCUUAUUACCAGACCUCUUCAUGUUGUCCAAGUAGCAUCAAAUUCGUUCACAAUUAAUGGCUACUUGACACUAUCAAGGUUUCAACUUUACUUUUCCAGUCUGCAAGUGUGGAGCAGCUUUUUUGUUUCAGGCAGUUUGGAUGAAUCUUGUAAAUUUAUUACAACUGCUUGUAGGAGUAAGAGCUAAUACUGCAAGAACCUGUGUAUUUGAAAGCUGCAUUUAACAUGAACACAGUGGCUGGGCUAAAGGCAUUUGUGAAGUCAACAUGCAAGUUCUUGUAUUGGCUAAAUAGAGGUUUAAAAGGAGAGAAACAGACUUCAGUGUGCUACACCGAUGACAAGAGAUAGUCCUCUUAAUGUGAAGUUGUUACAAGAUUGACAGCUUUCAAUUAGACCUCCACCUAAGUAAAACUUGUCUCUUUGAAGGAUGUUUUCUUUCCAGUGCAAAUGAAUUUGAUUACUGUGCUAUCUGAAUGCACACAAGUAGAUUAGACCCAGAAAAAAGCCUUGGUAAGUUGUUCCUUGUCAUAAUAAAAACGUUAUAUUUAUGUGGUGCAAUAUCAGAACACCUACAGAAAUCUACCUCUGUACAGUAAGGGAGUCCAGAGAUGGUGGAAGAUUGUUGUGCAGCUGAAGCUGUAUUAAAUGUUUGCUAAGGAAAGGUGAUGGUGUUUGUGAACUGAGCGAAGCAACAUCUGACUCCUUUCGUUAUCAGUCAAGAUUUCCUCCAAAAACUUCCAGCAGAAUUGCCCUGUAAUGAAGUGGUCUUGUUCUGUUUGUACAGGCAUCUGUCUAUGUAUAUAUGGUUUAUAGCUUGAUGGCAUGUUUAAAUUAUAUCACUUCAGUUCUUUGUAUAGUCUGCUUAUUUUUUUAUGUGUGUAUACCAGGCAAAAUGGUAUGAAAAGGUGUUUUUUUUCUGAUUAAAUCUUCACUAACCUCCCCAAGAGCUUCCUUCCUGUUCUGAAAGCAUCCUCUCGGACUGUUUGUACAACUUGACAAGCACUCCCUUUGGAGGAAGCACUGCUCUAGCUGCUCUCUUGCCGUGAUGCUUGCCUGCUGCACCAAAGAGCCUCACUUCCCCUGCUGCUGGGAGACCCUGGCAGUGGGCCAGCAGGUGAAAUCGAUCUGCAGUGUACCGUGCUGUGCUCCUGCUGCAGGGGACAUCGGUGGCUCAGUGCAUAAAAUGAACUAUUUCAGUUGAAUCCAUUUCUUCCAUCUGCUCAAGAGUUUUAACCCAUUGAGAUAGUAGCAGUGUAAAAACUGAGUAGGUAUUGGUCUGCCACAGUGUUCUUUUUAAAGAUGGGGAGGGCACGUAACUGGGCAGCUUUUAGUGGCUAAGUGGAAUGUAUGUAUUAUAACUAGUGACUUACAGUGACUGAUACUUGUCUUCUUUUUGGAGGGUCAGCUUUUGUUUUAUAAGCCUUUUUGCAGUAAAAAACUGCUUUUAACUCUAAAACCCUUUUCUUGAAAGUGCCAGUUUAAAAGAACAGGGAGGGAAAAAAAGUGUUUUCCCUUAACUGUAUUAGGUCUUUCUUCCUUAGUCUUCUUUCACUGAAAGCUUAACAUGUACCAGAAAAACCUGUCCCAACUUCAUAUCCAGUGAAAUACUUGCCUAAGAUUUGAGCCUGGCUUCAAAAUGUAGAGUUGGGAAGUCUGGUGUUGGCAGUGUGUUUCUAGCCACACUUCUGAAACUACAGCAUUGUUUAUUUCCCUGAUAAGUUAUUGACAACUAAGAAUUUUCAUUGUUACUGCCUUUACAGCAAUGGGAAGAGUUCCUAGCGUGGUCACAGCCACAGUGCUUUACUUCCCAGUUGAAUGUUGUGCUGAGCUGAUCUUGUCUCCAGGUGAUUUUUUAGAAAGUACUAAAUUGGAAACAUUGGGGGACAGUAACUGGAAACGCUAAAUUGAUUGGGAAAUCAUCUUGAGGUAUUACUGACCUGAGCAGAUCAAGUACUUGAUACCUUGGCUUAUAGUACUUCACACUGAGACUGCUAUAAGAUGCUCGUUAUGAAGUACUCUGCCAUCUCCACUGAACUUGCCUCAGCAGCAGCCUGUCUUUGUCCACUGCAAUUAAUGAGCAGGGCCAGACAUGGGGUUAUGCUAAAGGAUGUAUCUGUAUGAAGCAGGCUCAGGUGGGAUUGUGUCUGGAUAAUGUUCAGUUACUUAAAUGUUGGUGCUUUGUAUUCAAAUGGAGCAUGACCAUCAAUUGUCCUAAAUAAAUCUUGAUACUAAAUUA
Pogoniulus pusillus (Red-fronted tinkerbird) is the source of this 4866-nucleotide messenger RNA. RefSeq names its product nuclear prelamin A recognition factor (gene NARF). The record is from RefSeq and is a predicted model, not a curated record. The transcript is spliced from 12 exons. The coding region runs from base 148 to 1527 and encodes 459 amino acids. Gene Ontology annotation, molecular function: lamin binding. NCBI's taxonomy places the organism in Eukaryota, Metazoa, Chordata, Aves, Piciformes, Lybiidae. Gene Ontology annotation, cellular component: lamin filament.